UAUAAACAGAAUGUCAGAGUUUUUGCAUACUCCACUGAAAAUGGCAAACAAAGAGGCUGCUUCCAGAGGUGACGUGGAAGUGGGGAGAUCAGCAAGAAAGGAAAUGCCAGCCACUGAGUACAUUCUGCAUGUAGCCUGCCCCGAAGAAUGGAUUGGAUUUGGAAGCAAAUGUUUUUAUUUUUCGGAUGACAUAGGAAACUGGACUUCCAGCCAGCUCUUCUGUGCUUCAGAAAAUGCCAGUCUUGUUAACAUUGAAACCUUGAAGGAAAUGAAUUUCCUGAAAAGAUACAAAGGCCCCUAUGACCACUGGAUCGGCCUCCAUAGAGAGUCUCCAAAUCACAGCUGGAUGAGGACAGACAACACUGAAUACAAUAAAUUGUUUAACAUCAGAGGAGAUGGGGAGUGUGCCUACCUGAACGACAAUGGCGUCAGCAGUGGCAGGGUCUACACAGAGAGGAAAUGGAUCUGUAGUAAACCAAACACAUCAAAACAGUUACACUGGACAAGUGCCAAGUUACUUUAA
Molecule: messenger RNA, 523 nt
Organism: Condylura cristata (star-nosed mole)
Lineage: Eukaryota; Metazoa; Chordata; Mammalia; Eulipotyphla; Talpidae
Gene: CLEC2B
Product: C-type lectin domain family 2, member B
Exons: 4
Coding region: 11-523 (170 amino acids)
Cellular component (GO): external side of plasma membrane
Source: RefSeq, a predicted model, not a curated record